Colletotrichum chrysophilum is the source of this 714-nucleotide messenger RNA. RefSeq lists its product as uncharacterized. The transcript has 2 exons. Gene Ontology annotation, molecular function: oxidoreductase activity, acting on paired donors, with incorporation or reduction of molecular oxygen; monooxygenase activity; heme binding. The coding region runs from base 1 to 714 and encodes 237 amino acids. The record is from RefSeq and is a predicted model, not a curated record. NCBI's taxonomy places the organism in Eukaryota, Fungi, Ascomycota, Sordariomycetes, Glomerellales, Glomerellaceae.
AUGUUUGAGGGCAAGUACACUACAAUGGGAAGCCGAUCUACACUCCACCCUCGUGUUGUCAAGGCACAGUUGAACCAUCACCUUGAAUGGACCCCCGUCCCCGUUGUGGAGGUCCUCACCCAAAUUGUGGCGAGGGUUUCCAGCUGCAUGUUUGGGGGAACAACAUUGUCGCACAACAAGGAAUGGGUCCAGUCAUCUAUUCAGUUCGCUAUCGACGGUUUUAUCGGAGCUCAAAAGCUAAAGAAGUAUCCCGAGUUCUUGAAGCCAGUUGUAGCACGAUUCAUCCCCGAGAUUCAGAAUAUUGCGAAUCACUAUGCUGCCGCCGAAGCUGCAGCUAUCCCGCUGCUUGAAGCUCGUCAGCGGACCGGAGAGAAAGCAAUGGACUUGCUCUACUGGAUGGCCGAGCAAGCCAAAGGCGAGGAAACAGACCUGAAGUUCCUCGCAAGCAUUCUUCUGAAGGUCAGCUUUGCUGCGAUACACACAAGCGCUGCUGCGCCUGCACAACUCAUCUACGAUUUGUGCGAGCGACCCGAGAUAAUUGAACCGUUGCGACAAGAGGUAAUCAAUUGCACCGGAUCGGAUGGUUUUAUCGACAAGUCUGGUUUCUUAAAAAUGAACAAGAUGGACAGCUUUAUGAAAGAGAGUCAACGAUUCAACCCUCUUCUUCUGAGUAAGACCAUCCCUCCUCAUUUUCAUUACUUGUUGAUUAAUUAA